CUCUAAUGGCUGAAAUUGAUUGCUGAAAUGCAAAACUUGUUGCUGUUUCUCCAGCUCUGGGUGAGAGAGGGAGCGGAAGAGAGGGGAGCGGAGACCCUGCAGCGCCCCGAGCCGGGCACCCCGCACCGCCUGCGGCCGACGGGACCCUGCAGCGCCCCGAGCCCGGCCCGACGGGACCCGCCAGGAGAGCCUGGGUCCGGCAGACCCUCGGAGCCCCAGCGCAGCAAGGCGCGGAGAGCGGAGCCCGUGCGCCCGGCACGCAGAGCCCGCCGGACCCGCUGGGCUGCCCGAGGCUGAGCCGCGCUGCCAGCGCCUCUGCAGCCCGGCGAUGCGGAGCGGAGCUCCCGGGGACUGGAGCCGAUGAGCUGCGGAGCCGAGCCCCGCCGGAGGUCGGGGAGAGCCGGCCGCCCCACCAGGUGUGAGAGAGCGGGGCGCCCCCAGGCGUAAGUGCCGCGGCCGCUCGGAGAGCCCCGGGCUGCGUGGGGCGGAGGCCGGAGGCUCGGACCCGGGCGGACAGAUUUCAUUUCCUUGAACUUUGUUUGGCAGCCGGGGCGGCCGCUGCCUGUUUCUCCGCGCCCGCCCCGCCCGCCCGCAUCCCCGCUAAGCGCCCCCACGCCCUGGCCACCUGCCCCGCAAGAUGUGAGCGCGGGGGCAGCUCCCUGGGGACCCGGCUCGCCCCGCCACUGCCUGCUGCAGGGACACGGCCCGUCGGCUCCGCGUUGGGCGCUCUCGCUCGCUGCGGUUCCGAGCGCGCUCCUGGGGGAGCCGGUCCGAGUCGCGCACCGGGGCGCGCGGGGUGCCAUGCCCUACUGAGCCCCAGAAGUAUGUUUGGGCUGGAGCAGUUUGAGCCUCAGAUCAGCAGCAGAAACGCCGGACAAGGAGAGAGAAACUUUAGCCAGGCCGGACUGACCAUGAGCUCCCACUUCAAAUCGCCAGCUUUCCACUCGGGGGGCCCCGCGGAUCCGGCCAUCAGCGCCCUGGCCGAGCCUCCCAUCCUGGGCAUGAACAUGAACAUGGCUGGGGAAGCGUACGGCUUCCAUGCCCGGGGACACUCGGAGCUGCAUGCAGGGGGGAUGCAGGCUCAGCCGGUUCAUGGCUUUUUCGGCAACCAGCAGCCUCACCACGGCCAUCCCAACACCCACCACCCGCACCAGCAUCACCCGCACUUCAGCGGCAACUUUGGGUCCGAUCCCAGCGCCUCCUGCUUGCAUGGAGGGCGGCUGAUGAGCUACAACAACAUGGGCAGCCAGCAGGCGUUUGCGGAGGGCUAUGAACAUAUGGCUGAGAACCAAGGAGGCGAAGGCUUUGGACAGCAAAGGUCAGGUACCAUGCCCGAUUUCCAGCACCACAACUCCAGCGCCUCUAACCACGCCGUGCCAGCACCCUGCCUCCCCCUGGAUCAGUCUCCCAACCGGGCUGCCUCCUUCCAUGGGCUUCCAGCCUCCAGCUCCUCGGAUUCCCAUAGCCUGGAGCAGAGGCGGCUUCCCAACCAGGGCGGCGUCGAUUCUUUGGAAUACAAUUACCCCAGCGAUGGCCCUUCAGGACACUUUGAUUUGCCAGUGUUUUCCCCUUCCGAGUCAGACGGGCAGCUUCCUCACUAUGGGGCUGGCAGACAAGUUCCUGGGGGCGGCAGUUUCCCUGGCACAUCUGUUUUGCCCAGAGCACCAGGCAUAGUGGGGAUGUCCAAAGUUCACCCGCAGCAGCAGCAUGGUGUAUUCUUUGAAAGGUUUGGAGGUGCUCGUAAGAUGUCUGUGGGCAUGGAGCCUGGUGUUAACGCCAGACAUCCUUUAAUGCAACAGCAGCAACAGACAGGUUUACUGGCCAGACAAAACUCCUGUCCGCCAGCAAUUCCUAGGCAACAGCAAACAGAAGCCAAUACUCCCAACCCCAACUUGCAGGACAAUGGGCCAAUAAUGCAGAACCAGCAUGCACAGUUUGAAUACCCUAUUCACAGACUGGAGAAUAGGAAUAUGCAUCCAUAUACUGAUCCCGUGUUUAAUAUGCAGCACCCUGCUCCGCAACAGCAACCAAAUCAGAGACUGCAACAUUUCGAUGCCCCCUACAUGAACGUGGCCAAGAGGCCUAGGUUUGACUUCCCCAGUAACCCCGCGGUCGAUAGGUGCGCCUCCUGGAAUAACAAUCUGCACAGCGCGGGGCUGGAAAACCAUCUCUCGCCUUCCGCCUACCCCGGCCUCCCGGGCGAGUUCACGCCGCCCGGCCCGGAGAGCUUUGCCCCGGGCCCGCCGCUCCAGCACCCGGGCCCCGACCCACAGGCCCUGCAGCAGCGCCAGAACGCCGCCCUGAUGAUCAAGCAAAUGGCCUCCCGGACCCAGCAGCAGAGACUGCGGCCGCCCAGCCUGCAGCAGCUGGGGCACCACGGGGACGUCGGCCCGAGCGGCCUGGGGCACGCGGGCCCCGCGGGCGGCCUGCCGCAGCCCGGCUUCGAGCGCGACGGCGCGGGCCGGGGGCCCGCCUUCGAGCCGCAGACCCCGCACCUGGCCCCGGACAGCGGCUGGUUCCCCGGCCCGCCCCCGCCGGGAGAGCUGCUGCCGCGGCGCCUGGGCGGCCCCGCCGAGCCCGGCCCGCACGAGCUGGGCCUGCCGCAGCCCGGCUCGGGCCUGCUCUUCCGGCCGGCCGUGGGCGGGCUGGGGCUGGCGGGGGAAGGACACGGGCCGGCGCUGCACUCCCCGGGCGUCCACCCCCCCCCGGGCGGCUUCUUCGACAAGUUCCCGCCGGCCGAGGGCGCCGCCAGCCCGGGCCCGCCCGACAAGCCGCUGACCUCGCCCUCCUGGGCCCCGGGCGGCGAGCUGCUGCUGGCCGAGCCGCCCGACCUCAUGGCCUCGCUGGACAGCGGCAUCCAGAGCGCCAGCAAGUCGGACGGCGGCUCCCCGCGCGGGGACUUCCCCGACGAGCCCAGCCCCGCCUACGGCCACGAGGACGAGGUGUCGUCCAGCUCCGACAGCGGCCUGGCCAAGCCCACGCGCAGCCCGCUGCUGGGCGGCUCCCCCAAGCUGCCGCGGGCCGAGCACGGGCUGCUGGGCGGCCAGAAGCCGCUGGGCCUGGGCCUGGGCCUGGGCCUGCUGGGCGGCGCGGCCCCGGCCCCGGCCCCGGCCCCGGUCCCGGCCCCGGACAGCUACGGGCUGGGCGGCGGCGGCGGCGGGGGCGCCCACCCGGGCACCCCGGGGCUGGAGCCGGUGCGCACCCCCACCAGCACCUCGGCCCAGGACGAGAUCCACCCGCUGGAGAUCCUGCAAGCGCAGAUCCAGCUCCAGCGGCAGCAGUUCAGCAUCUCCGAAGACCAGCCGCUGGGCAUGAAGAGCAAAAAGGCCGAGUGCCCCAGCCAGAGCGGGGAGGGCGACUUGAACAGUUGUUGCUCGGAUAACGUCAAAGGGGCCAUGAGCACCAUAGACCUGGACUCUCUGAUGGCAGAGCACAACUCUACCUGGUACAUGCCUAGCGAGAAGUCCUUGAUGGAGGGACAAGAGGAGGACAAACCUAUGGCACCGUGGGAGAAGUCAAAGCCUCAGAACCCCAGCAAAGAAGCCCACGACCUUCCCCAGAACAAGACCUCAGCUGCGGCGCAGACUGGCAGCCAUUUGCAAUGCCUCUCAGUCCACUGCACGGAUGACAUGGGCGAGUCGAAGGGCCGGACUGCGGUGCCGACAUGGAGAUCCCUGCACUCAGACAUCUCUAACAGAUUUGGGACUUUUGUGGCUGCCCUGACUUGAACAAAAGGAAAUUAUUUUUUUCUCUUUUUAAUUUUAAAGGGCCGCUACUGCUAGGUGGACUAUUUUUCUAGGUUGGUACCUGCUUAGUGGCAUAUGGACUGGAAAGGGUUAAUUUAAAGUAAACCUCAAUUUUUUUAAUCUUCUGCCACAGUAUGUUACCAGUGUUAACCCUUCUGCAGUUAGCACACUUUUGCUUAAAAUUUUCCUGCUAGAUCAUUUCCCCCAUUAUUCUGUAAUCUUGGCAUACAUUUAUAGAUGAGGCCUUUUCCUUUUUCAUCUCAACGUAUGUCCAAGUAGUGUGUGUCAUAAGACAGAUACUUCUCCUUUCGUUUUUUCUUUUCUUUUUUUUUGCCCCCUUUUUUUUCCCGCUUUGUUCAGUGCUUAUUAAAAUGGAAAUCCUGGAGAAUAGCAGUUCAGGAAUAAAUGCCGGUUGAAGUGAAAUUGUCAUCAUAUUCUAUAUUGACACCAAGCUUUCGUCAGUCACAUACAAACCAAACAAUUAAUGCUCUAUUAAGUA
Messenger RNA from Trachemys scripta elegans, 4245 nucleotides. It is a transcript of the gene MN1, whose product is annotated as MN1 proto-oncogene, transcriptional regulator. The transcript is spliced from 3 exons. Gene Ontology annotation, biological process: regulation of DNA-templated transcription. The record is from RefSeq and is a predicted model, not a curated record. Bases 825 to 3728 code for a protein of 967 amino acids. Lineage: Eukaryota; Metazoa; Chordata; Testudines; Emydidae.